Messenger RNA from Drosophila innubila, 1069 nucleotides. RefSeq names its product alpha-tocopherol transfer protein-like. Gene Ontology annotation, molecular function: phosphatidylinositol bisphosphate binding. Gene Ontology annotation, cellular component: membrane. The transcript is spliced from 3 exons. The record is from RefSeq and is a predicted model, not a curated record. NCBI's taxonomy places the organism in Eukaryota, Metazoa, Arthropoda, Insecta, Diptera, Drosophilidae. The coding region runs from base 62 to 982 and encodes 306 amino acids.
UAGCGAUGGGCCAUAUCAAUCCGUGGCAGGGUAAAUCAUAAGCGCCAUAGCCAGCGAUAAGAUGCGACGUCCGCUCUCGCCAACGUUAGCAAAGGUGGCCGAACAGGAGUUGAACGAGACGCCCGAUAGGAUACAGCAGGAUAUCAUAAUACUACGGGUAUGGAUACGUCAGCAGCCACAUCUGAGAGCCCGCACCGAGGAUGAAUUUUUGAUUGCCUUUCUGCGACGUUGUCGCUACAGUUUGGAGGAGACGAAGCGACGCAUUGACCGUUAUUUCACCUACUAUAAUCUCUUCCCUGAAGUCAUGAGCAAUCGUUCGAUUACACAGCGUUUGCUGGACAUCAAUCGAUUGGGAGUCUGUCUGUUUCCGGACCUGCCCAAGUGCGACAAUCGCACGGCCUUGUUUGUGGCACGUUUUGGUCAAUUCGAUCCCAAUCAGUACAGUCUGCGGGAGGUUUAUCAUUUCGUGUCGAUGGCCGUCGAAAUCGUUGCCCUGGAGAAUGAUUAUGCCUCGGUGGCGGGCAUUUGUGAGAUCAUUGAUCUGGAGGGGGUCAGCUCGGAUAAAAUGCGACGCUUUGAUAAGGUAUUCUUUCGCAAAUGGUGGAACUGGCUCCACGAUUGCAGUCCUCUGAGGGUCAAGGAAGUGUACGUCAUCAACAUGCCCAAGGACAUUCAAAGCACCAUUUUAUUCCUCUACAAUAUCCUCAGUGCUCAGGUCAACUAUCCGAUUCAUGUUUUGAAAACUCCGGCGGAGUUGUUCGAGCAUAUUGGUAAGGAAUGUCUGCCGGAGGAAUAUGGCGGCACCAACGGCCACAUGCUGGAGAGUAUUGCCGAUAUGGAGGAUUUACUGAAUAGUUAUCGUAGCUACUUUGAGCAGGAUCACAAAUAUGGCACCAUUGAGGAGCUGCGUCCCGGCGAGAUUAUCACCUACGAGGCGGAGUUCGGCGUUAACGGUUCCUUUCGCAAGCUGAACUGGGAUUAACAGAAGGUCACUAUUCCACAAUAUAAUUAUAUUUGUUUUAUGCUAAGCUCCACUGUAGUCGAUCAAUUAAACUACAGAUAAACAAAA